GCUGCUUUUGAAGGCAUCUACAGUGUGUGGAAUCUGCAGCCCACCAAAUCAUGUGAACCAGCUUUUCCACCACGGCUUACUUUCAGAGACUCCCUGUCCACGCCGAUUGGCUCAUAGUUACACAUUUUUCCUGACGAUUGGUUCAUGGGAGUGCGAGCCUGAACCUUGUAACCAAGGGGAGGAAUAAAGUUUACAGGCAAACUUUGACAAGAGACGCACAUUUGGAUACCUGGACAAGUGCACUGGGCUUAGUGACUGUUAUACUGGAACUAUGAAAAGUUUUAAACAGCGACUUAAGAAAAACGAGAGUACAGAAUGGGGGAAGUAUGAUGAUCGUCUCAUGAAGGCGGCAGACAAUGAAGAUAUAGAGAAACUCACAGCAACACUCAAGAAAGGAGCCAACCCCACCAAACUAGACUCAGAGGGCCAUUCUGCGUUUCAUGUUGCAGCUAGAAAAGGCCUCAUAAACAGUCUAAAUGUUUUCCUGGAAAACGGUGUCAACUUGAAGGCUGUAGAUGCUGCCGGUAAAACCGCUUUGCAUCUGUCUGCCACAGGCGGUCAUUCCAUGUGUGUGCAGAGGCUGCUGCAGUGUAAAUGUCCUGUUGACAGCGCAGACCUGCAGGGCCGUACAGCUUUGCAUGAUGCAGCAAAUGCAGGCUGUAAAGCCGCCAUCAAAAUGCUGUUUGACAGCGGUGCAUUUAUUGAUGCUACUGAUGCAGAUGGUAGUUCACCUUUGUUGCUUGCUGCCAAGAUGAGCCAACCAAGAGCAUGCCAGUUGCUUGUGCAAUAUGGAGCUCGCACUGUUCUUCGAGACAAGCAAAGCAAGACUGCGCUAAUAUUAGCUUGUGAGAACUCCUGUAAAGAAGUGGUGGAGAUUCUCCUGAAGACUAAGGCUGAUGUUUCUGCUGUGGACAUUUAUGGCCAUGAUGCUUACCACUAUGCCAAACUAAGUCAGAAUCAAGACUUGAUCACUCUUGUACAACAUGCCUUGGAAACAACCACUAAAGCCAAAGAGACUGCCAAUGUUUCACAGAAGAUUCAACAGGCACAGGCUAAACCCUGGACCAAAGCAGGAUCAGUAAAGACGGAGAAAGCUUUGUCGGAGCCACUAACAAAGGAACAUGGCAGUCACUCCACUGAAGGAAAAGGUGCCAAACAAGGUCAUAAUCUGGAUUCUACACAGGUCAGGCCUGCACAUUCAGCUCCUGUGCCGGUGAGAUCUACUCCGAUGGAGUUAUUGCCCGGUGAGGUGGAGGCCCUUAGGAGAGAACUACGAGAUGCACGGAGGAGGCAAGAAGUAGCAGAGGCGGAGGUGCACAGGCUGGACGCGGAACUGGUUCUGCGCUGUCAGGAAUACGAAGGUCUGAGGAGGAGCAGCGAACAAGCUCUGCAUGCGUCCCAUAACCGGUCAUGGGAGCUGGAGGAGGCCUUGGCUGAGGUGCAAAGAAGGAUGGCCGGCUCAGAAUCCCGAGUGAGACAGAUGCAAGCUCAUCUCGUAGCCGUCAGGGAGCACUUGGUGGAAGAGCUGAGAGUCCAGCUUCAAGAAGUCAAAGGUCAGCGGGAGGCAGCCGUAGUCGAACUGGGGAGAAUGCAGAAGGAGCUCGGCCAGAGCAGGAGGGAGGUAGAGCAGCAGAAGCAGAACCAGGGCUCCUUGAUGCAGGAACUUAGCCGGCUUUCCCAGGAGCUUCUCAGCAGAGAAGAGCAAAUAAACACACUGAAGACGAGGCUAGCAGGAAUGGAGACACAGCAGGCUGAGACGUUGUGUAAAGAAGCUCAGACCCCAUCAGAAUGGUGCCCGACACAUGCGAAGAGCACCACGACUGACCUCAUCACGGAAACCAGCGAACCAACCGUAGAUCUGGAGAACUACAUCAGCAAGGGUGAGCACACAGUCAUAACUAGCUCACUGAACAAUGCACUGCAAAAUGCUGAAACCAAAGCUGACGAGGCUCUACAGAAGUACCAGUGCGUCCAGGAAGAGAACCAGAGCCUUCUGAGAGAACUUCAAGAGCAAAAGACAGAGCUGGACACAAUCCAGGAGGCUCUGAAGUCCAAGUUUGCUCCUGUUGUCUUAGUGGAGGAAAAGGAGAAAGAGGUGGAACGACUCAAACUAGCUCUUGAAGAGAUGGAGAAGAGACAACACCAGGCCAGUGUGAGCAUCUCAAACUCAAAAGAGGAGGGUGUCCAGACAGAAGAACACAGGCAGCCAUGCGCAAGUGAAGUACAGCAUAACCAAGUAUCUUCUACGGGGAGUAACAGAGCAGAAUGUGAAGUCACUAGAAUUGAAGAAGGUAAAAGUAGCGCAACUGAGGACCAGGAGAGGACAUCACCAGAUCAAGUUAUCAAGUCAUCAGUGAAGCAUGAGGGACAGAGGUUGGCUCAGGUCAACAUAUCAGAACCCGUCGGCUCCUGUGAACCAUCACAAUCAGACAGCUCCCUCCAGGCUCAGGUCUACAGCCUACAACAGCAGCUGGAGAACUCGGAAAAGCAUUACAGACAUGUGCUUUCAAUAUACCGAACACGGUUGCUCAGUGCAGCACAGGGUUUUAUGGACGAAGAGGCCAGAGUGGCUCUGCUUCAGAUUGCCAAGAUGAGAGAGUGCUGAGCGUUCAUGUGCAUAUCCAUAUGUAUAGACUUUACUGUUCAAAAGUUUGGGGUUGGUAAGAUUUUGUCAUGUUUUUGAAAGAUGUUUCAUAUGUUAACCAUGGCUGCCUUUAUUUGAUCAAUAGUGAAAUGUUGUUACAAUUUAAAAUAACUGCUUUCUAUUUAAACAUGUCAUCAUAAUUAUUCUGUAAUGGCACUGCUGAAUUAUCAGCAUCAUUAACUCCAGUCUUCAGUGUCUCGUGAUCCUUCAGAAAUCAUUCCAAUAUGCUGAUUUGAAGAAACAUUUCUUAUUAUUGUCAGUGUUGAAAAAAGUUGUGCUGCUUAAUGUUUUUGUGGAAAGCGUGAUACAUGUUUUUCAUGAUUCUUUAAUGAAUAGAAAUAGCAUUCUAAAUGUCUUUACCGUCACAUUUGAUCAAUUUAAAGGAAAGGUAAGCGAUUAGUUCCAGAAACUAUGUGUUAUGCUGGUUGAAAGUCUCUUCACAUCCUGAUAGCAUACACUAAGACUAAGUUAAGUGGUCUAAAUGCAUUUAUAUGUAUAUUGUCUGUGGAAGGCGUAGAACCAUAAAAUGUUUAUCCAAUCAUUGCACUCGGUCCGAUGUACUAUCUGCCUGUCUAGCUACUGUAUAUUUCCAUAGAUCGUACAGACAUCACACAUCAUCAGAGCGUCUCAUGCUAUGCAGAAUUAGACAGACGUCAGUAGAGCACCACAACAGAAACCGCAGCUGCCUUUUCCAAAACAAUGAGCUCAUGCUAUGUUCACGCCAUAACUACUGUAAUUUGGAAGAAAUGGAAACUGUGACGUUAUACUUGGAGUGGGUUGUGACUCUAAUUUAUGCUUUUAAAUGACACUAUUAGUGCUGUUUAAGUUGUUUAUGUUUAUUAUUGUAAUGUAAUGUGCUUUGUGACAUGAGGUGAUUUAACCAUGGAGCUUUGCUACCUGCUGUACGCGUUCAUGUUGUUUUGAAGGUGUGGCUUUGUAGACGCUCUGAAGGGAGGGUGGGAUCUCAUGCUUUCAAAGCUAGCUUGCUAUUGCCAGCCUCUCUGAAAACUGCCAACCCUACCAUUAAUAUAUUGUUACUGAAUAAAAGUGUUCAUAUAUUUCUGUAAAAAAUACAUUGCUGACCCUAAACUUUUGAAAUGUAGAGUAAAUGUAGACAUACACUGUGUCUGUGUCUACACGACACGACAAAGGGACUAUUGCAAUUCCAUUGAGGUCCAGCUUUCUGGACCUAAUCGGUGGAGCUAGAAGGUCCAAACACACCACCCUCACAUUAAACUUAGUAUACCUGUCCUAAACUGAUUGUGUCUGGUGUAGACAUGGUAUUAAUCACUAGUUCUUUAACAGAAAACAGAAUCAAAUUUGGUGUAAUUUAGGUUUAUUUAUGUCCCCCUUUCACUAAACAAUGUCUUGUGCAAAUUAACUGUGGCUCUUUGUAACAAACUACAAUUAAACUAAACAUUAAACAUGUUGAAAUAAAUUUUUUUU
Molecule: messenger RNA, 4090 nt
Organism: Pimephales promelas (fathead minnow)
Lineage: Eukaryota; Metazoa; Chordata; Actinopteri; Cypriniformes; Leuciscidae
Source: RefSeq, a predicted model, not a curated record